Messenger RNA from Sebastes umbrosus (honeycomb rockfish), 2152 nucleotides. Its product is annotated as protein phosphatase 1K, mitochondrial. The coding region runs from base 216 to 1349 and encodes 377 amino acids. Gene Ontology annotation, molecular function: protein serine/threonine phosphatase activity; cation binding. Lineage: Eukaryota; Metazoa; Chordata; Actinopteri; Perciformes; Sebastidae. The transcript has 9 exons. The record is from RefSeq and is a predicted model, not a curated record. Gene Ontology annotation, biological process: protein dephosphorylation.
CGGCUGCGUCAGUGCCCUCGAGCCCAGCCUCCCCCUGUGAUCUCAACAGCCACAGCGCGAGGAGGGCGAUCAGGCAGCUGCUGCAGCUGAAGGACAACCUGUUGCCACGGAAACAGCACCGGCGGGAAAAAUCACCAAUAAAAGAAAAGAAGAAGAAGAACCCCGCUGCCCGGCCAGGUGUUUCCUCCACAGCUGUUGAAGACGAGAAGUCAGCCAUGUCAUCUACAGUACUGCUCAAUCUGCUGCGAUGCGGUCGCUCCACCGCCGCCAGACAAACCUUCCUCGCCGUACGCUCCUCGCCAGAAACCUCCACAGCUUCCGGGCAGGUGGGCAACGCUUCGUUAGGGAUGGCGGGCGUGCGGCGGGCCAGCGGGUCGGCUCGCUUCGACAGCGGCGGCCGGCCGGUCACCUGGGACUCAUUCGGUAUCUGGGACAACAGGAUAGAAGAACCGAUACUGCUGCCCUCCAGUAUCAGAUACGGGAAACCCAUUCCACAGGUCAGUCUGUCCCGAGUCGGCAGCGCGUCCGUUCUGGGUCUCAGGAAGCAGAACGAGGACCGUCUCCGUGUCGCCCGUAUCCAUGACAACCUGCUGUACUUCGCCGUGUUCGACGGCCACGCCGGCCCGCACGCCGCCGACUACUGCUACACCUUCAUGGAGAAGUUUAUCAGAGAUGCUCUGGAGGAGGACGACGACCUGGAGAAAGUUUUAAAGAAAGCAUUUUUAGACGUUGACAAGGCUCUACACAGACAUCUCAGCUACUUCAACAACGCCUCCUUCCUCUCAGCCGGCACCACGGCGACGGUUGCUAUGCUACGUGACGGAGUGGAGCUGGUGGUCGGUAGCGUUGGCGACAGCCGGGCGAUGCUGUGCAGGAAGGGACAAGCCAACAAGCUCACCAGAGAUCACACACCGGAUCGUAAGGACGAGAGACACAGGAUCCAGAGGUUCGGCGGCUUCGUGACGUGGAACAGCGUCGGUAUCGCCAACGUUAACGGACGGCUCGCCAUGACUCGCAGCAUCGGAGACUUCCACCUGAAAACCAGCGGCGUCAUCGCUGAGCCGGACACGCAGCGAGUCACCGUCCAGCACGGCAGCGACUCCUUCCUGGCUCUGACCACCGACGGCAUCAACUUCCUGCUGAGCGACCAGGAGAUCUGUGAUGUCAUCAACCAGUGCCAAGACCCCACAGAGGCUGCUGACGUCAUCGCUCAGCAGGCGUUGCAGUACGGCUCGGAGGACAACGCCACCAUCAUCAUCGUCCCUUUCGGAGCGUGGGGGAAACAUCAGAGCUCCGCCGCCGUCUACAGCAUGAGCAGAAACUUCGCCUCAAGUGGGAGAUGGUCAUAAAACGACACAUAUACACAUAACAUUUAACAUUUUCUUUUUUUUUUAAAUCCAAAAUUAUCAGUAAGACACCCAGAAUUCAUCUGACGACGGGUCGAGACCCAUCGGAGAAUCCACAGUAACGCUUUAGCUUUAGCUUUAGCUGCUCAACAGUGUAUAUAUUAAUAUAUUGUACAUACAGAGAGGUUUGCAUGUCUGUUAAAUUUGUUAAUCUGUGUGCUUUGCGUUUGCGUUUAGACAAAACAUUUAACAUCCUCCUGUAUUUUUGUCACGUUGACGGCAGAUUGGUUUAGUUUUUAGUUGAGUUUUGAGCUCAGAUUUUUUUCAAGAAGAGUUAAAAACAGGUUUGUUUAUUUACAAACAAAUUAUGUUUAUGUUACAAAAUUGCCAAUUUUAUAUCGUGAGUAACCAAAGGAAACACCACGUGUGACAAAUACUACAUGAAGAAGUAGAAGCCAAAGUAAAACCUGCCAAUAACUGCACCUUGUUUAUUGCUCUGUAAUGAUUCUGUCUGGUAUUUUAUUUCUUAGUGUAGCUGUAAAUAGAGCUGCUCAGCCAAACUACCAUGUAUAAAGGUAUAAAAUAAAUAUCUCUAUUACACAAAAUUAUGUUCAUAUUUUCUCUAAUUAUAUUUUUAAAAUCUGGACAUUUUUGUCUCUAAAAGUCUCUAAAAUUAAACAUUUGAGCAGAAAUAAGUCAUAAAUUUGCGAGAAACAAAUCCGAAAUGUCCGAUAAAAAACCCCCUGAAUAUUCUCUGUUUAUGAAGUCUUUAAUUUGCAAGAAAAUACUUACAAAUUUACGAGAAA